AUGGUACAGCCAAAAAUUGAUCCCGAAUCUGUCCCAACUUCUUUACCAAUCUUGUCGCCUCGUGUCAACAAACAGAAAGUAGAUAAUACUCCACAGCGUACCAGGUUAACAAUCAAUAAGCGCCCAGAUGAAAGUGUUAAAGAAUGGGCUACUCGUCUUGCCGAUAGAUCAGACAAAGUUAAUCAUACGAAGCAAAAUCGAAAUUGGUUGCGCAGAAGAGGAGAAAAUCUCAAAAGUUGUAUAGAAAAUACAUUCUUAUCCAUUUUACGAUCAGAUCCAGAAGUAUGGCAAGAAAGAGAACGAAUUGGUGGCUAUAAUAUAGAAAGGAGAGAUGAAAAUGGAGGCAUCGUUACAUAUAUUACUCCAGAUUUGGAUGAGUUAAAUGAAAUUAAAGAUAGCAUAAGAAAAAUAGCACCCCAUUUAUUAACAAAAUCUUCAUCAUCACAACCUCUUAAUCAAAUCCCACAGAUUGAUCCGGAAGCUGGUCCAGGUCCUCAAACCCAAGUUCAUCGUGAAGGUAGACUUACUGAAUUAGAAAAAAUAGUAACUCAACGAACCACGCCAUUAGAUAAUACAGAAUUGCAACCUGUUCAAGAAUUGCCUAUUUACAAAGGCAAAUUUCUAGAUUUAGAUGUAGAAAUAUCAUGGCCAAUUCCAUUUCCAAAUAAUGAGGAACACCGUGCAAUAUGGCAAAAUGGAAUUCAGACUGCGAAGGACAUGUUUAAGGUAGAUGGAGCUGAAUAUGCUUUCUCAACCUGGUUUACAGAAGUUAAAGAGAUCGAUUUGGUUAGUGCAAUAUUAGAAGCGGAAGAUGAAGAUAAAGCUAUGCAGGAAGUAUUUUUACAAUGCCUAUAUCGAAAUUAUUCAGAAAAAGAAAUUAAUGAAAUCAUAAAAUUUGCAGUAGAUGCUUAUAGAGCAUCAGAUAAAGGAGAUAAAAACUGGUUGAAAAGAGUGAAAUAUCAAAUAGAGCCAAGAAAAUUCGAAGCAGGGAUGACUGAAGAGCGAGCCCAAGAAAUUUUAAAUGUGAUCGAUAAUAGUGAAUUCUUAAUAAGGGUAAAGUUUAUUCGAAAUGAUUAUAUAUAUGGAAAUGAACUUCAAACAAAGAUGGUCUUUAAAAUUAUUGAUAAAUAUGAGCCUAUUCGUGAAUCAAAAAAGGCAGGUGGAAAAUAUGUCGGGGGUGGUCCAAACGUUAUACUUACAAAGAAAACGAAACCAGGAUUUUGGGUAGGAAUAGAUGAAAAAUUUCUGGUUAGAGAAGUUAGUGAGCAAUCUGAGGUAGGAGAACUUGAUAGUAAUGCAGUAGUUUAUGGAUUAUAUCGAAUUCGAAAACCAGAUAUUAAUCGAUUAAUGCCCAUGAAAGAUGGAGCACUUAAUUGUGUGGCUCAACGAGUAGUAGAGCAUUUUGAUCAAGCCAAAAGAGGACAUGGACUUACAAAAAUUCGUCGGCAAAAAAUAAAUGAUUGGGAGAAAAAAAUGCGCGUUCCAGGUGCUCGAGUACAAGAUGUAGCAGAGUUAGAAAAAAUUCUCAAGCGACCAAUUACAUUACUGGAUAUUACUCAUGGCACUAUAUUUAAUAGCAAAAAAUAUCGAUCAGGUAAGUACGAAGAAAUAGAAAUGGUAGUUCAUAAUGGCCAUGCAUUUCCAAGAAAUCAACAUUUUCCAAGAGAUCGAAUGGUUGAAUAUUAUAAGGGCGAUACCUGGGAAGCUAUUAACAGUGCCCUUCAAGGUCCUCAAGCAAUCUGGCUUAUGGGAGUAGGAGAUGAAAACCAAAGAGUAUCUCAAUUUGUUUUAGAAGAUGGUCGCACAUUCAGAACAUGGAAAAAGCAUACAGAAAUUAUAGAAUCAUGUAAACAAUUAGUCGAUGAUGCGAUAAAUUGGCAAUUUCAAGAGAACAUAAUCAGUGACGAAAAGAAAUCGAUUCUUUUAGAGUCUCUCAAAGUAGUUGACUUGGCAGAACAAGUAUUUGGUGCAAAUCAUGCUGGAAGUCGACUCGCCAACGAAAUCAAUGAAUGGCAUCCAAUAUCUGAAAAAAUAAAUGAGGAUAUAAAACAAGCUUGUGUUGAGCAUGGCCACGGCGGACGCUGGAAUGCUCCUGAUUACCAUAUCAGUGACGUUGUAUGUAUUGACAUGAAAGAAUGUUAUCCGGCAAGUAUGCGAGGUCAAGGAGAAUGUACACCAUGGUUCAAUAGAUUUGGACAUCCAACGCAUUAUCUUGUUAAAGUAGCGGUAAAUGGUGAACUUCCACAGGAAGAUAUUACUGGGUUUGCACAGGUAAGGUCUUUUAAAUUUGCGUCAAAUAUACAUCCAGUAAUUCCCGUCUGGUAUGGAAAACAUUUUGCAUGUCGGAGUGGAGAAGGAUGUGCAAAAAAUAAAGGAUGGGCUCCUAUUGUACUUCUACGAUAUCUUCUCGAAGUUGGUAUUCUAGAAAAUUUAACUAUUGGAGAAGCAAUUAUCUCCCUUACACAGCAAACCAAAGUAUGGCUACCAGAAAAUCGAGAUAUUAGUUGUGCAAUUAUAGGUAAGUUUACACAGGGUGGCAAAAUUGAUGAAAAGCGUCUUACUCAUCGACUUGUAAUGGAUGAAGGUGAGCUUGAUUUCUUGAUCAAAGAUUGUACUGAUGCUGGAACUUUUGCAGGUAGGGAGAAAUGUCCACUCGGAUUUAUACUUACAUAUUAUGAGGGCCAUCAACCUCAGUACACGCAUUUGCGAGCCUCAAUGUUAGCUUAUGCUCAUAUAAACUUGUUGGAAAUGCUACGGAGAUUUCAACCAAAUGAAGUAGUGAGGAUUGCUACAGAUUCUAUAUAUGUACGAAAAGAGGCUUUAUAUAAGAUCGAAAAUAUACCGGCAUUUUUCAAGCAAGUUGAAGUAAAGUCAGAUCCAAUUUUAUGUUCACACUAUCCUUCUUGUGCAAUGUGUAGCGAUCCAGAGGAAUUUCUUAUUCCAAAAUCGGAAUAUGCAAAAUGGAUUAAAGAGUUCCAAAAAAACAAAACGCCUCUAGUAAAAUAUAAUUGUAAAAAGCAUAACCCAUUUGUUUGCAGAUUUUGCUUUGGGGAAUGGUUUUAUAAAUCGGAUUCUUGUCAGAAGCAGUUAAAUCGGCCAGAAGAGCAAGAAGUUCGAGAAAUUCAACCUGGUCAAUGGCGCGAUAAGGGUGAAAAAAUAUAUGGACCAGUUGCUGAUAUUGUAUACUGGCCAAAGAAUAGGCAUUGGGAAUCAAUCAAAAAUAUUUCUGAUAGUACAGCACCCUCAAUUCACGACCCAAUUACAAGAUGCCGAAAAACAUAUCUCAAUGGAGGGGGAGGGUCUGGCAAAACAACACGUGCAAUUCGGAUCUUUAAAAAUAUAAAUAUGGUUGUCUUUACGCAUACAAAUGCAUUAGCCAAAGAUUUUCGAGAAAAUCGUAAUGUAAAAGCUCAAACAUGGCAUAGCUUCUUUCGAUGGAAUGGUGUAGGGAAUUGGACACCCGAACGUAUGGGAGAAAAGAAAUUUCCACGAGUCAUUAUCUGGGAUGAGAUAUGUACAGUACCUAAACAUAUUCUCGAAAUGUUUAUUAACUAUUUGCUGGAACAUAAAUGUCAGGUAAUCUGUUGUGGAGAUGAUGCCCAGCCUCCACCAUUCUUUGGAGAAAUGCCUCAUGACUGGUUGAAAAAAAAUGCUAAUUAUUAUGAGGAAGUUAUAACUGAUUAUCGAGCUAAAUGUCCUAAGUUACAUGAACUCAAAAAGGGAAUGCGUCGUAAAACUAAUCGAGUGCAAUCUGAAUUAUUUCGUGGAGCAAUUCCAGUUAUAGAAAAAUGGAAUUAUUUUGAAGCUGAAUGGACACCAUCAGAUCGAAUUCUAUCAGCACAUCGACUUUCUCGAAGACUCGCAUCGCAAAUAUGUCUCAAACUUCAUUAUAUAAAAUACCCUAAUAUACCAAUUCCUUUAAUCUAUAGGCCAAGAGAUGGACGUAAACAAAACUGCCUUAUCCAAAUUCCCGGUUCAUCUGAGAAACGAGAACUA
Acaulospora morrowiae is the source of this 3996-nucleotide messenger RNA. The record is from the annotation of a GenBank genome assembly. Lineage: Eukaryota; Fungi; Glomeromycota; Glomeromycetes; Diversisporales; Acaulosporaceae.